Messenger RNA from Dacryopinax primogenitus, 462 nucleotides. RefSeq lists its product as uncharacterized. The record is from RefSeq and is a predicted model, not a curated record. Bases 1 to 462 code for a protein of 153 amino acids. Lineage: Eukaryota; Fungi; Basidiomycota; Dacrymycetes; Dacrymycetales; Dacrymycetaceae. The transcript has 4 exons.
AUGCUCUCACUAUCACCGCUCUUCCUGCUCGCACUCCUCUGCUCUCACCCGAUACGUGGACACGCACAUAGCACCCAUUCGAGUUUCACCCACUCCCACGCACGGCGCUCGCUCCACACCAGGGAAGGACCUACGAGCGCUAGCUAUGCGAGGGAGGAGAGAAGGGAUGUGUUGGAUGGGUUAGGACAGGUGGUCGGAGGCCUGUUGGGAGAUUUGGGAAAGACGGUCGCAGACUUGGGCGAGGAUGUUGGAAACGACUUGGCCAACAUCAAGCGGCGCUUACAGUCGUGGGAGAAACGUGAUCUCCUCGGAGACUUGGACCAGACGGUCGGAGACGUCCUCGGAGGUUUGGGAGACACGUACGAGCACGGGUACCAACUCGGGCACGUCGACUCCUGCUUCAACAACGGAUACUCCGUCCGCUACUUCGAGGGACACGACGUCGCCUACCUCUUCAAGUGA